Messenger RNA from Clunio marinus, 342 nucleotides. NCBI's taxonomy places the organism in Eukaryota, Metazoa, Arthropoda, Insecta, Diptera, Chironomidae. The record is from the annotation of a GenBank genome assembly.
AUGAGUUUAAUGAUUCAGCAAUGGGGUAAAGAAGCUCAAAAAGGCUUUGACUUGCGUGUAAUUGUCAGCUUUACUAAUCAAUUUCUUGAUAAUUUCUUGACAUUCAACCUUAUUUUGCUGUACAUGAUUUAUCAUAUCAAUGAUAAUGUUUUAAAAAAUGUUAGGCGAGUAUCAACAGAUGUGAUUGAUUCGAUUGAUUCGAUGAUGUCAGUGAUUUUUUUAAUGAAAGCUAAUUUAACUCACGUAAAUACAACUGACAAAGCGUCUUCUGCUAAAGAUCGAAAUUUUAACAAUCUUUCAUUACUUGAAUUAGUUUUAAGAGCUUUUGUGAAAUCAACGUAA